Schistosoma haematobium is the source of this 1315-nucleotide messenger RNA. It is a transcript of the gene GID4, whose product is annotated as GID complex subunit 4, VID24. Gene Ontology annotation, cellular component: GID complex; extrinsic component of membrane. The transcript is spliced from 5 exons. NCBI's taxonomy places the organism in Eukaryota, Metazoa, Platyhelminthes, Trematoda, Strigeidida, Schistosomatidae. The record is from RefSeq and is a predicted model, not a curated record. Bases 566 to 1042 code for a protein of 158 amino acids. Gene Ontology annotation, biological process: negative regulation of gluconeogenesis; protein targeting to vacuole; proteasome-mediated ubiquitin-dependent protein catabolic process.
GUUAGGAAUUAAAUUCAGGGUUCUCUUCACAAACUAAUAUCACCUGUAAUUUCUAUUUAAUCAUAUGAACGAAUGAAUUGCGCCAAAAUCUAAAACGUGCCAUCUUUAAUUUUAUUGGUUCGUCCAGAGGUUAUAGUCUUGCCGAUUGCUAAGUAAUGGUCUAAAUUAUUUCCUAGUAUGAAUGUCUUGUGUUCAGGCCACUUAUAAAAACGAUUUAGUGGUUGUGUUUUCGCUGAUUAUUGCAUUUCCCGUUCUAUAAUUUCUAUGGAGUUCAUUUCACCGAAGUUCAAUUCUGAAUGCACACUAUUAUCAUUCUUCCAACCAUAAAUUUUGUCUAUUUGGUCCCCGUGCUAAAAUGUGCUUUCAUCACGUUCAAUUUAGAACGAGUAAUAAAAUUACAAAUGCUCGGUGUUUUUGAUGUUGAUCUGCUACCACAGGAACUUCCACAUACUACUAUUACAUCAUGCCUUUGCAGUGGUGCCGUUUUUACAGGUUCUCAGCGAUCCAAGGGUAAAAAGUAUAACGUGGAAGUAACAAUACAAGCAAGACAAUAUCUUCGAUAAUCAUGACCUUUAUUCAGUAUGUCGAUAUGAAGCAAAAAAUGGUGUACGGCUUUAUGAAAAUUGAGAAUUUGACCCAAGAAUAUCCAAGUCUGACCACAUAUUUUGAAGGAGAAAUAAUAAGUAGACUACACCCGUUCAUGACUGGUAAAUGGGAUGCUACCUUGGAAACAGAUGUCUUACACUGGGAAAAAAUACCAGCAACAAGUUCUCUAGGGAACUUUCAUAUAGAUAGUUUCGACUACUCUAUUUUAGAAACAUCCGAUACGAUAUUUAUGAGAUGGAAAGAAAAGUUCAUUGUUCCAGAUCCCGGGUUGAAACACAUAGAGGGAGCGUCAUUCGCUGGAUUUUAUUAUAUCGGAUUACAGAAAUCUAUUGGACAUGUUCUAGGUUAUUACUAUCAUCUUAACUCAGAAAUGUUUCAAUCUCUCGAACUGAAAUAUAAACCAGAAAGCACACCGUCUAUUUUUCAGUUGCGUUAAGGAUGUUCAUUAUUACGUAUUGGCUUGUGAGAUAGAUGUGUUUCAACUGAUUUAUCGCUCGAUUUUUAUUUAUUUGCUAGACAGGAUGUGGCACUUCAUUUUCAUGAUAUCUACAAAUGUAUUUAAAUAGCAGUUUAUGACAAAUACACUUCAAUUUACAUCUUCAUGCAGUCCUUAAUCACUAUAUUUAUACUAAUAUCUCUGAAAUGUACAGCUUUUAGUAUUUAUUGAAAAAUUCACUGAGUCACUUGAAAAAUAUAAUUCUAUUUGAUA